Messenger RNA from Strigops habroptila (Kakapo), 1099 nucleotides. It is a transcript of the gene PLN, whose product is annotated as phospholamban. Gene Ontology annotation, biological process: negative regulation of heart rate; negative regulation of ATPase-coupled calcium transmembrane transporter activity; negative regulation of calcium ion import into sarcoplasmic reticulum. Gene Ontology annotation, cellular component: sarcoplasmic reticulum; membrane. Bases 596 to 754 code for a protein of 52 amino acids. The transcript has a single exon. NCBI's taxonomy places the organism in Eukaryota, Metazoa, Chordata, Aves, Psittaciformes, Psittacidae. The record is from RefSeq and is a predicted model, not a curated record. Gene Ontology annotation, molecular function: ATPase inhibitor activity.
AAAAUAAGGUACUGGUAAAUCAGAUUAUCUGCCCAGGUCAGUAACAGCCAGCAGUGAUAUCCAGAUCUCCUAGCUGAAAGGUCUGUGACUCAUGUCAUCAGGCCUUCACCUGUGCUUGAACGGAUAUAGUGGAGGUGGGAGGGAAACCAGCCAUGGCCUUUUUACAAACUGUAAAGGACAAAAAGAUUAGACCUAUAGCAAUGAUGUGGAUAAAACCUACAUAUCCACAAUUUCCAUUUUACAAUUCCCUACCACGGUUAAGAAGCAGGUGCUCCAUAGCCUUCAGGAGAAGGAGGACAAUACAGCACAGACCUAAACUUGAAAAAUAAAAUUAUAAAAGUCCUGUUUCAAACUAGAAACAUGAUAAAGGCAAUCUAUUAAUUUCGGGCUUUUUAGAACUUUAAAAGAAUCUCUGUUUGCACCGAUCAAAACACUUCUGCAUUUCUAACUCUUCACUUUCCUGCUUUCCCAGCUCCACAAAGGCUGUCUAAAACAAAAAGAGAAGAUAAUAGGCACUUUGCACUGUUCCUGACAACUUCUCUUCUUUCCUGCUCUCUUAAAACCUCUGAUUUGUGCCCUCUGCUUUCUUGUUGCCAUGGAGAAGGUCCAAUACUUAACCCGCUCUGCUCUGAGGAGAGCCUCAACUAUUGAGGUGAACCCACAAGCACGCCAAAGGCUCCAAGAGCUCUUUGUGAAUUUCUGCCUGAUUUUAAUUUGCCUCUUGCUGAUCUGUAUCAUUGUGAUGCUCCUCUGAAGUUCCAGCACUUCUCUGCACUGUCCUCUAGGAGAGUCACCCCCAGAGGGAAGAGACCUACACUGCAACUCCCAAUGCAAGGAUCCCCUCCUGAGGGGGGCUAGCACUUGGACUAGAGCUGUAUGCCAACCAUUGCACUAUCUCUUACUACCUGCUACAUGUAUUAAAAACACACUACUUCUGUACAGAACAGUGUUUAGAGCCUGUUGUUACAAAGCUGUGCAUGACCUAAUUUAUGUCUCAAUCAAGAGAUGUCUUUUCUGACUGGGGUAAAGUACCUGCUCUUCAUGGAGUUGGUAAGUUCCUCAAUGUUUUAGCUACGUCACACAAAUGGCAACUUCACUU